Elgaria multicarinata webbii is the source of this 2481-nucleotide messenger RNA. It is a transcript of the gene WNT10A, whose product is annotated as Wnt family member 10A. Gene Ontology annotation, biological process: canonical Wnt signaling pathway; cell fate commitment; neuron differentiation. The transcript is spliced from 6 exons. Gene Ontology annotation, molecular function: frizzled binding; cytokine activity. The record is from RefSeq and is a predicted model, not a curated record. Gene Ontology annotation, cellular component: extracellular region. The coding region runs from base 1 to 1794 and encodes 597 amino acids. NCBI's taxonomy places the organism in Eukaryota, Metazoa, Chordata, Lepidosauria, Squamata, Anguidae.
AUGUCUCUGGGUGCGCGGUUGGCACACGCUUCCCGGCCCGUCCUUUCCCCGCCUGCCUGCCUGCCUGCCCGCCCGCCCGAGGGCUCCUGCACGGGCGUGUCGGGACUCGGGCUUGGGGCGCUGGCUCGGCGGCGGUUGCUCGCUGCUGCGCGUGGAGAGCUCUUUUGCUUCUCUCCCGUCCCGUCGCAGCCGCCGCCGCCGCCGCCGCGAUCAGCCUCGUGCGCUCUCCUGGCCCGAGCUCGGUCACCCAGCUACCCCGCGCACUGCAGCCCCGCAAGCAGCCGAGAUGCGCGGUGGGGCGGGCUGCGGGGGCUGCGCACGCCUGCUGGGCGCAGCCUGACCCCCCCUGCCCUCCCCCAGGGCAAGAUUGCCCUGCCCAGACAGCGCUGCCGCAUCAGCCUCGCUUGCAACUUCAGGACCCGGGUGGGAUGGGGGCCGGAGGAGGAGGAGGACCUGUCCACAUGGAGCUCCGAGGAGAUCCGGGGAGCCCGCCGCUGCCUUCGCCAACAAGUCGCCCUCGACGACGUCUCUUCGCGAACCAGCUGCCCUGGUGAAGGAGGGGAGGAGGGAAGCUUCAGCCAGAGCAGCCAGCGGCUGGUGGAGGCGAAACUCUCGACAGCCAGGAUGGGACAAACCCUGCUCCUUUGGCUCUGCCCCUUGCUUCUCCUCAGCCUCUGGAUCCAAAGCUCUCUCUCUAAUGAAAUCCUGGGCCUGAAGUUGCCACUGGAGCCUGUGCUGAAUGCCAAUACAGUUUGCCUGACCUUGCCUGGCCUGACACGGCGACAAUUGGAGGUGUGUGUGCGGAAUCCCGAUGUGACGGCUUCUGCCAUUCAAGGCAUCCAGAUCGCCAUCCAUGAGUGCCAGCACCAGUUCCGUGAUCAGCGCUGGAAUUGCUCGAGCCUGGAGACCAAGAACAAGAUCCCCUAUGAAAGCAUCAUCUUCAGCAGAGGUUUCCGGGAAAGUGCUUUUGCCUACGCCAUUGCAGCUGCAGGAGUGGUCCAUGCUGUCUCCAACGCAUGCUCCCUGGGCAAGUUGCAGUCUUGUGGCUGUGAUCAGAAGCGUCGAGGGGAUGAGGAGGCUUUCCGCCUCAAACUGCAUCGACUCCAGCUGGAGGCCAUGAACCGAGGCAAGGGCAUGAUGCAUGGAGUGCAUUUGGAGCACAUGCCAGCUGAGGCCCCGGGCCUGCAGGACUCCUGGGAGUGGGGGGGCUGCAGCCCUGAUGUGGACUAUGGGGAGAAAUUUUCCAGGGACUUCCUAGAUUCCCGGGAGACCUACCGAGACAUCCACUCCCGCAUGAGGCUCCACAACAACCGCGUUGGCCGCCAGGUGGUGAUGGAGAACAUGCGGAGGAAAUGCAAAUGCCACGGCACCUCCGGGAGCUGCCAGCUGAAGACGUGUUGGCAGGUGACCCCCGAGUUCCGGCUGGUGGGCUCCCUGCUCAAGGAGCGCUUCUAUGGGGCUAUGCUGAUCCGACCCCACAACAGGAACACGGGGCAGAUGGAACUGGGACACGGCCGCCACCGGCGUCGGGCCGGCAUCAGCGACCUGAUCUACUUUGAGAAAUCGCCGGACUUCUGCGAGAGGGAACCGGCCCUGGACUCCAUGGGGACGCAGGGGCGCCUGUGCAACAAGACCAGCCCAGGCAUGGAUAACUGCGAGAGCCUGUGUUGCGGGCGAGGGCACAAUAUCCUGCAGCAGACGCGCAGCGAGCGCUGCAACUGCAAGUUCCACUGGUGCUGUUUCGUGGCUUGCGAAGAGUGCCGGCGGACGGAGUUGGUCAGUGUCUGCAAAUGAGGGCUGUGGCCCCCACCGGACACUCCCAAAACGCCACCAUAAGACUUUGUGGCACGGCAGGAUGGAGGCCUGCACCAUCCGGAGGCUCGGUUUGGGCAGCUGGGCACGUUAGCAUUUCACGUCUCCCUGGUGCUUCCAUUCCUCGUUUCUGAUCUGUGCACGAGCACAGGAUGCCAAGGAGUCUAAUUUUACAGACAUAUGUGUGGCCUUGCCUCUCCAAAGAGCUGCACCCCAGCAAGCUGGCUGGAGUCUGUGACACUAGCUCCAGUUGUUUCUGGCCAUUGGCAACUUCAGCUGUGAUGUUAUGGUCUAUGAACCAUCUCUCUAGGUUCCUCAUGCAGAAGCUCACUCAAAAUGACAUGCCCUGCAAAGCCCACCCUGGGAUCAUUCAGGUUGCAGGCAAGCCAACAGACCAAAAUACCUGCUUUUCCUUUUCCUUUUUUUAACUUGGGCUGAAGCUGCCCCAUUCAAAGUCAGAUGGUCUCAAGACCCAUCUGGGCUGCCAUGAGUACUUUUAUUGUUCAGGGGCACAAAAAUUAAAAUGCAGAGUUUGUUUAAAAAAAUGUUUCUAACAAGAGAUUGAAGGGUGGGAGUGCAGACAUCUCUAGCAACCCAUCAUGCAAGUGCCAUUGGCAUUUAGGGCAGUUACUGUGGUUGGUAAGUUAUUUUAUUAUUGUGAAAAUAAAA